AUGGUGAACAAAGUCUACGUGACGUACAAUGAGGUCCACAAGCUCUGCCAGGAGGCUGCGCCGGCCAUCCUCGACAAGUUCCAGCCACAGCUCAUGAUCGCCAUCGGCGGCGGCGGCUACGUGCCGGCGCGCAUCCUGCGCUCGUUCCUCAAGAAGCCCGGCUCGCCCAACAUCCCCAUCCAGGCCAUCGGCCUGUCCCUCUACGAGUCGCUGUCGACGGACGCCACCGCCGUCGAGGAGGAGCCCGGCACCAAGGUGACCCGCACGCAGUGGCUGGAUCUGUCGAGCCUCGGCGAGAUGAGCAACCUCGUCGGCAAGAACAUUCUGAUUGUCGACGAGGUCGACGACACGCGCACGACGCUCGAGUACGCGGUCAAGGAGCUGGAGAAGGACGUGGAGCUGGCGCGCCAAAAGAUUGGGGCCGACGCGGCGCCGACGCACUUUUCGGUGUUUGUGCUGCACAACAAGAACAAGACCAAGAAGGGCACGCUGCCGGCGGACAUGAUGAGCGAGGGCCGGUACAUGGCGGCGCGGACGGUGGGCGACGAGUGGAUCUGCUACCCGUGGGAGGCGAUUGACAUUGACGAGCACGACGAGUUGGCGAGGCAGGCGCUGGCCAACAGCCAGCAGUAG
Messenger RNA from Sporothrix brasiliensis 5110, 633 nucleotides. RefSeq names its product xanthine phosphoribosyltransferase 1. Gene Ontology annotation, molecular function: hypoxanthine phosphoribosyltransferase activity. The record is from RefSeq and is a predicted model, not a curated record. Gene Ontology annotation, biological process: XMP salvage; IMP salvage; hypoxanthine metabolic process. The coding region runs from base 1 to 633 and encodes 210 amino acids. Lineage: Eukaryota; Fungi; Ascomycota; Sordariomycetes; Ophiostomatales; Ophiostomataceae. Gene Ontology annotation, cellular component: cytoplasm. The transcript has 2 exons.